This is a messenger RNA of Esox lucius (northern pike), 4626 nucleotides long. It is a transcript of the gene rpgrip1l, whose product is annotated as RPGRIP1 like. The record is from RefSeq and is a predicted model, not a curated record. The transcript has 26 exons. Lineage: Eukaryota; Metazoa; Chordata; Actinopteri; Esociformes; Esocidae. Bases 90 to 3986 code for a protein of 1298 amino acids. Gene Ontology annotation, cellular component: photoreceptor connecting cilium. Gene Ontology annotation, biological process: retinal rod cell development; non-motile cilium assembly.
GGAAGACUUGUUUGUUAGCAACAGUCGCUGUGGAGUGAAAUGUUAAUGUGAAACGUAUGUCUCUCAACCAUUCAUGCCCAGAUUGAAGGAUGUCUACGUUUGUUGACGAGACGGCGGGAGAUGUUCCCGUUAAAGACAUCACACUAAACUUUACCCAUGUUGGACUGGGAGUACAAGAGUCACUGGUGGCCCAGGGUGCCCGUGCACGACAAGCAAUCUCGCGGGUGAGCAGGGAGGAGCUUGAGGACCGAUUCCUUCGGCUCCAUGAGGAAAAUCUGCUCCUCAAACAACACACGCACAAACAGGAGGACAAAAUUAAGAGGAUGGCUACCAAGCUGGUGCGCUUGGUGAAGGACCGUCGACGGGUGGAGCAGGUGGCAGCAGGCGGCGUGCGUCCAGGCGCCCGGGACGUGGAGCUGGAGGAGAUGAUGGAGGAGCUACAGGAGAAGGUCCGGGAGCUACAGGUGCAGAACGAAGGCCUGAAGCAGCGCCUGUUGGCCGCCAAACAACAACUGCAGGCCCAUAACAGAAGGACCACCCCCUACAGCCAUGUCCAAUCACGUGUCAACACAGGCUUGCGGAGGCUGAGGGAGGACACGGUUACCUUGGCUCAGCUGCCCCUUGCUGGCCUCAAAGGCCAUAGGAGUGUGGAGGUGGAGACAGGUGUCAGGCCCCCCCAGCUUCUGCUACCUAGAUAUGGACACAGUCUGCUGGAUGAAGCCAGAGCUGAGAUCCGCAACCUUGAGAAUGUGAUUGAGACUCAGAACUCCCAUAUAGAGGAGAUCGACAGAGCUGCAGAGUUGCUGAGGGACCAGCUGAAGAGGAAGGAGAGGGAGUUUGAGGAGUCACUCCUCCACAUGAGAGAGCAGCAGACCACUGGCCAGAGGUCCACUAUCAAGGACAACUUGGAGAUGAUCAAAUUGCAAAAGCAGCUGGUUGAGAAGGGAAACGCUUUCACUGUGCUUGAGGGCAGAUUCCUCCAACUCCAAGAGAAACAGGGCACCCUCAAGGCCAGUCAUGACGCUGUGAUGACCAAGCUGGAUGAGCUGACUGUCCAGCUGAAGGAAGAACGGCUUAAGAGUCUGGACCUGGAGAGACAACUGCAGGCUAACACAUUCUCACAGAGAAGGACAGAGGAGUUGCAUGAGAGAAUCCUUGAUCUGGAGAAGGAGAGAGAACUAUUGAAGGAGAACUGUGAUAAACUGGUCAACAGUGCAUUUGACGUGAGCCAGGAACAGAAAUUUAGGACGCGAGAGCAGCAGCUGAAACUGCAGAUAGCCCAACUAGAACUGGCCCUAAAGUCUGAUUUGACAGACAAAAAUGAGAUUCUGGACCAGAUCAAAGUUGAAAGAGAUUUGAAUGAACAAUUGAGGCAAGAAAAUAAAGAUAUUCAGCUUCGGUUCCUAGAGCAAAAGCAGCAGUUUGAUGAAAUACAGGACAAAAUUAAGUUCUACACCAAGGAGAGUGAAAUCGAUGUGGCAGAACUGAGUGAGGCACUGAUGCUAAUAAAGGUUCGUAAGACCCAGAGGAGUGGUGAGCUGGGCUUUCUGGAGCAGGUUGAGGAGGUGGUGCAUGGUGACACAGAGUUCUCCAUUAAGGAGCUGCAGGCAACGCACGCUGAAACCAUCCAGGAGCUGGAGAAGACCAGGAACAUGCUCAUUGUCCAGCACAAGAUCAACAAGGACUACCAAGCGGAAGUUGAAGCAGUGACACGUAAGAUGGAUGACUCCAAGAUGGAGUACGAGCUGAAGUUGGAACGUCUCGCCCAGCUGCUGGACAUGAGAGCUGCCAAGAUCAAGAAACUAGAGGCCCAACUAAAAAACAUUGCCUAUGGUACCAAAGCCCACAUCUUAAAACCUGACAUGACAGACCAGGACUUAGUCGAUGACUUCGAAGAGACAAUUCACCUUGAGCGCGGAGAGAACCUUCUGGAAAUCCACAUCGGCACGGCAACCCUCUCCCCGGUCGCCCUGGAGAUGCUGAAUGACAGCGAGCCCUCCACCUUCUGCACCUAUGCUUUCUAUGACUUUGAGUUGCAGUCAACGCCUGUGCUCCGGGGAGCUAAGCCUGCCUACUGCUUCACAUCGCAGUACAUUGUCAAAGUGGACGACCUCCUCUUACAGUACCUCCACGCCAGCUCCGUCACAGUGGAGCUGCAGCUGGCCCGAGGCUUGGAGUUCCAGACAAUAGCAGCCGGGCAGCUCCGGCUGAUGCCGCUCCUGGAGAACAAUGGCAAAGUCCAUGGGACCGUGCCGCUGGUUGGUGUGGCUGGAGAGGUGCAGUCAUUUGGCUCUCUGUCCUACUGGGUGAGGCUACGGGUGCCGAUAGAGCAGGCCAUCCGGCUCUACAAAGAGAGGAUGAGAGCCCUGGGCUACAUCAGCUCUGCCCUCAGGGAGGAGAAUCAGGCGUUAAACUCGACGCUAACCUCACGGCCGUUAACGGCAGCUGGAGGCCCGGACAUGAAUGAGCUCAGUGUCACCAUCCACUGCUGCGGUCAGCUAGCGUCCAGCCGAGGGCCGGCCCACAAACCCAGCCCUUACGUGGUCUACCAGGUGUAUGACUUCCCAGACCAUGACACCUGCAUCGUGGCGGACUGCGCUGAGCCCCGGUUCGAGGAUCACAUGUCCUUCCCCGUGGCCGUGGAAGCUGAGCUGGACAGCUACCUGAAGAAAGGGGCCCUGGCGCUCUAUGUGUUCGACGACCAGGAGACCCAGAGUGAGAUGUACCUGGGCAAGGCCGGGGUGCCCCUGCUCCCGCUGGCGCACGACAAGGCAAUCACUGGUGUCUUUCAGCUGACCGACCCGUCCGGCAUCCCCAGUGGUUCUAUCAAUGUGACGCUUGACUGGAGGUUCUCCUAUGUGCCCCCCCACGGCUCCACCGGGACUUUGGACCCGGGGAGGUUUGGACCAAAGUUGGAGGACAUCAGUGUGGGUGACCAUGAGGGGGGGAGGAUGGUGGAGACGGAAGAUAUAAGCGCCAACGUUCCUCUUCCUGACUCUCAGGUACCGUUACCACAACCUAGACUACGGACUUUGGUGAAGGAUAAAACUACGAGCAAAAAAGUCUCAUUUGUGAAUGAAAAUAAAGAAGGUGAACAUGUUUCACGCCCCACUGAUGUGCCUGGAAGGGAGAAGAGGGAAGGCUCCAAACUACCAUCCAUAAAAAAGGGGCUCACGGUGUCUGAGAUAGCUACAGCACCAGAUUCUCCUCGGAGCACCGCGGAAGAGGAUGAUGCGGAAGACUCUCACUUCUCUGAGGGUCAGGUCAUCGCAGGCACCUUUCAGUCAACCUCCGAUGAAUCCGAAAUUUCUGAGGAUAUUCUGAGACCGAUCGACGACGUCCUGGAGACCUCGCUGGUGGAGGACGAGGAUCAGGGGGAAUCGAUCCCUUCCGACAGUGAUGACUGCAUUGUUCCAGGCCAGUCCUCAAUGGGACGGAAGCUUUCUGAGCGCGUGCGUGUGGAGAUCGUGUCUCUUGCCCUGCGACCUGAGUCCCGGGCUGCAGCAGAUGACAGUGUGGUCAGGCUGUUUGUCGAGUACUCCAUGUUGGACAUGCCCUCUGAGGAGACCCCGCUGGCCCUGCCCAAGCCCCCUCCGGGCAAGGCUAGCCACUAUAACUACAGCAAUGUAAUUCAUGUGGACAUGGAGAAUAACAAGACCAGGCGACAGAUGUUGAGGGGCAUACUAGAGGGACGUAACCCACAAAUGGAAAGUAUCAGGUUCACAGUGGUGAGUGAGCCACCGGAGGAGGAGGAGCAGGAGAAGGAGUGUGAGGACGUGGGCGUGGCCUACUUCAGGAUCCCUGACAUCCUGGAGAAGCAGCAGGACCUGAUUGAAACCAGCCUGAACAUUGUGGAUACGCAGGACAGCAGCGUGGUUGUGGGCAGUCUGUGUGUGUCUGUAGAGGGCCUGGAGGCUCUACAGUCUAUCAUGGAGGACCCUGACCACGACUACACAGCCCUCUCCUCACUGGAACCUGAGGGUUAACUCGCACCACAAAUGUCAUUAGUUCCCUAAUCUUAAGCCUUGGCAUUAGCUAGCAUGGUUGUUUAUAGUUAUGUCACGUAGUAGGGUUCAUCAAACCAACUCUGACAUUAGUAAUACAUAUAACUGCUGGUGACACAUGUAUUUCUCAGUUAAUAGAUCUAUUCUGGGAUUAAUAACAAAUGAUGAUAAUUCUAAAGCUGCUAUAUAGUUUGUACAAGUCAGACAUGUCCUAGUGAAACUAUUUAAGUACUGUAUAGCAUUUAUAUAUUUGUAUAUUUGAAAGGGUUUCAAAUGAGCGAAUAUCACUCCGUGUCAUGUUGUGUACAUUUAAUAGUAGAUUUUAUACAGCCUUCUAGUAUUGGCUCUGCUGGUACCUGGUCAUUAUCUAAUAAUAAGUUACUUAGUCAUUUUGUUACAGUUGAUGUUUUGAAAGCGAUCGGUUACUGCAAAGUGUUCGAGAUUGUAGCUGAAUCCAUCAGGGCACUAUGUAGAAUUAUUUCACAUGCAAAUAAUUUGAAAAUGUUUACUGGAUGAUAUGAAUCUUCAGACACUUAAUUUUUUUGUGUUUGCAUGUAUGUACCCAGAAUGUCUAAAGCAUUGAGAAAUGUUUUUAAGAGUAUUAAAGAGUUUAGUUUUUGAA